Molecule: messenger RNA, 3814 nt
Organism: Monopterus albus (swamp eel)
Lineage: Eukaryota; Metazoa; Chordata; Actinopteri; Synbranchiformes; Synbranchidae
Gene: pcyox1l
Product: prenylcysteine oxidase 1 like
Exons: 7
Coding region: 303-1808 (501 amino acids)
Biological process (GO): prenylcysteine catabolic process; prenylated protein catabolic process
Molecular function (GO): prenylcysteine oxidase activity
Source: RefSeq, a predicted model, not a curated record
GUUUCAUACCACGUGAUAUUGCAGGAAGUGAUGUGACGGCCCUUCAUUAGUAGAUGAUCUGCAUCAUCAAUGCUCUAGCUGUCUUUGUGUAGAAUAUUGUGCCUUCAAAACUAAAACGUAACUUUAUUAAUUUACAGCGUCAGAGUCAACCGGCAUUUGAGCAUCCUUGUUCUGAACAUUCUCCAUGUGUAAAGUGGAGAGGAGCCAACGCUACCCUAAUGUGGUAACGUAAGGUUAGGUUAACCACCGCUGCACGGUCUGCACCUGCUCUUCCCGGCGGUCAUCUUUGUUGUGUCGCUACUAUGGGCGGCUCUCUGCUCACGCUGUUCGCUAUUGUGCUGUCAGCCUGGUCGGCUGUCGGAAACCCGGAGGAAUCCGCUCAUGUCGACGGAGCCCCGCCUUCUAAAAUAGCGGUGGUCGGGGCAGGGAUAGGCGGCAGCGCCACAGCUCACUUUCUGCGGCAGCACUUUGGCCCUGAGGUUCAGGUGGACGUGUUCGAAAAGGGUGUGGUCGGAGGUCGUCUCGCCACUAUAAGCGUCAAUCACAAUGACUAUGAGUCUGGAGGUUCCAUCAUUCACUCCCUCAACCUCCACAUGCAGGAGUUUGUCAAGCAGCUUGGUCUGAAGUAUCGUCGCAGCGUGGCAGGAAAGAUGGCCGUGUUUAAUGGCGAGGAGGUGAUUCUGGAGGAGACAGACUGGUACCUGCUGGACCUGUUCCGACUGUGGUGGCGCUAUGGUAUCAGCUUCAUACGCCUGCAGAUGUGGGUGGAGGAAAUUAUGGAGAAAUUCAUGAGGAUAUACAAGUACCAGGCCCACGGCUAUGCCUUCAGCUCGGUGGAAGGGCUGCUGGACUCUCUUGGCGGGAGUGGCUUCAUCAACAUGACGCGUAGACCGCUUUCUGUUUCGCUGCUGGAACUUGGUGUGUCUCAGCGCUUCAUCGACGAGGUCAUUGCCCCCGUCAUGAGGGUCAUCUACAGACAGAACGUCAGCAUCCCUGCCUUCAUAGGCGCAGUGUCUUUAGCUGGUGCCCAGAACAACCUGUGGGCGGUGGAAGGAGGCAACAAGCUGGUGUGUUCUGGCCUGCUGAAGAUAGCUAAUGCUAACCUGCUGCAAGCACAAGUCAACACCAUCUCCCCCGUCCACUCAGGUGAGGCGCUCCAGUACCAGCUCAGCUUCACCACAGCAACAGGGGAAGGAUCAGAGUUAUAUGACAUUGUAGUGUUGGCAGUGCCGCUCCAGACCAGCGGUGGUUCUGGAGUCCAGUUCCAAGGUUUUGCACCUCCCUUUGACCAGCUUCCCAGUGAAUAUAACAGUACUGUAGCAACCAUUGUUCACGGUUACCUCAACACCUCCUUCUUUGGCUUCCCGGACCCCCGCCUGUUCCCCUUUGCCAGUGUUUUGACAACUGAGACACCUGACCUGUUCUUCAACAGCGUAGCAAGUGUUUGUCCCGUCAACAUUUCAGCAGGCUUCCGGCGGAAGCAGCCACAAGAGGCUGGAGUUUAUAAAGUGUUCUCGCCAAAACCUCUGGACAAGUCUCAGCUCAAAACACUCUUCAGGUCGUACUACUCGGUGCAAGUGACAGAGUGGCAGGCCUACCCUCAUUAUGGCAGCAGCCAGGGUCUGCCUCCUGUGGAGCUCCAUGCCAAUCUCUACUACCUCAAUGGUAUUGAGUGGGCUGCCAGUGCCAUGGAGAUGAGCUCAGUGGCUGCCAAGAACAUCGCCCUGCUGGCUUACCACCGCUGGAACAGACAGACUGACAUGGUGGACCAGAAAGACCUGAUGCAUAGGAUCAAGACUGAACUUUGACCCCAACAACUGAAAGCCAAGACACACUUCAGCAACGAUAGACAUGCAGGACUUUGUGGAAGGAAAGCAGAAGGAGGGUCUCUGCAUAACUAUAGCUCCUCUGGCAUCAUAAGGUAGAGCAUCACAGGUCCACUCAAUUCUGAGAAACUCAGACACAACCCAGGCACCAAGUCAGACCAGGUCCAUAUUAUAGUCACUGCAGUCGGGUCAGGUAGGGUCACAUUUUACUGCUGCAAGUCUCAGGUCAAGGGCUGAAUAAAAAAAAAAAAAAAAGAUUUUCCAAUUAACAUGUGCAUUUACACUGCUACGUAUAUCCAUUGGUUAUUUGUUGUAAGUAGUUCCAUUCUGACUGCAUGAUGUGUGAAAUGUCUGCUUUGUGGAAAUCGGGUUAUUACAACGUGCAACAGAGUUAUUUCUAGUUCAAAUGUAACAUAGAUGACAACUGGCUAUGUGUGUUGUCUUGAGUCAUGACAGUCCUGUAAACUGUGACAGGAAUAAUUAGUCGAUGUGGACCCACAACAAUUUACAGGACCGCCAAAACUCAGGAGAGGUACCUGAGUGUGGCUAUCUCAUAGCAAAUCUUUGGGUCACAUCUAUGUGACGGACAGACUGAAAAAUGGCUGCACACUGACCUGAGCUCUUGGUCUUUGAGAUAUGAAUCCAUGAAAGUCGGCUGAGCAGUGUGGGGUAUGUUCCUGCCAGGGAGAUAAAGCUAGCUAACAGCUGUCUGCAGAUGUCAAGGUAAUGCCAUCAUAAACAGUGCAGAUGAAUCUGUUUUUGUCCAGGCUGUGCUCAAACUGGACAGUCCUUGUGUAGCUGUGUGAGAUAGGAUUUUUUUUAUUUUUAUUUGCAGUAUUAUUUUGGAUCUAUGAAGACCUCUAUUAGCAAGCUGAUGUGCACACAUCCACACAUAGAGUAUGUCUUGUUGAAUUCUUUAGCUGGACUUUGUCUGUAUGAGGGUACUAAAUCUUUACAUAUUCACAUGUGAGAGAAGUGACCUAUUAGUUUUGCUACGUGCCUGUUAAUUCACCAAAUCUGUGAUGGAUAUGUUUGUUAAAUUCAUAAUUGCAUCACUAGAGAUGACUGAGGUCUGCACUAUUUUCCAAAGGCCAGUUGGAUUUUGCUGAUUUCGUUCUAUGUGCAUGUGCCACCACACAUAUGACACAUGUUGUAGUAUUGAUGAUUACAUUCAACCGCAGGCAUCUUUUCUUUGCCAAUAAAUUAGGAAACCAAGCAACCAUGGGAAACACCAGCUGAUAUUUAUCUCGGUACUAGAAACUGAAUAGACUGUUGCCUAAUGCCUAAUCAAAAACACCUGCAGCACUGCUACAUAUUAAGGACUGUUAGUGGACUUGCUGUUGACGUAAAGGGGAUCUCAUUAAUCUCAGUAGCAGUUUUGGAAAUGAAUAAGAUUUGUUAUUCAUUGAUUCAUGGUAACAGCCAUUGGUGCUAUGCUCUAUUACGCCUUUCAUCAGACUACAUCAUUAUCUCUGUCCUGGGGCUUUUAUUGCAUAAUCCAGUGGAAAGAAUGUUUUGGGAGGAAUGGAGCCAACGAGCAUUAUCACUGGACUGACAAACAGCAGAGGACAGAUCUGUGGAGCCACUGGAGGUGACCGUGACGUCUUUUUUUUUUUCCCUUUUCUCUCACCGAGAUCUGGCUCUUUUUAAUAAGCGCUAGGAAUCUUGGAAAAACAUGUGAACAUAAAGCGGGACAUUCACUCCCAGAAUUGGCAAGUACUAAAAAGAUGUGUUGAUAUGACACUGUUCAUUAGCUUCAUAAUGAAAUGCCUGCUUUUUCUCAUUUGUAGUUUAUAAUGGUGGAUUUGGACUAAAGUGGAUUUCUGGACUGAGAAUUUCUUUACUGAACUGAAAGCCCUGGGAGUCCAGAGGGCUUCAGCUGAUGGGUAAUGUGGGAUGAGAAAUGCCACAACCCUUUAAUCUGAUGGAAUUGUUUCAAAAUCCCACAAUGGUGUAUAAAAGUAAAAAUAAAAAACAGCUGAAAUGAA